CGCGGACCGCUGCAGUUAUUGCCGUCACCGUCCUCACCUCGCUGCCCCAGAGGCCACUGAUCUCCAUACUCCAUCGAUCGAGGUAGGCAGCUACCAGCUAGUACGACAGAAGCACACACAAUAAUACGUAGAUACAUACUAUUACGCUACACGUACAUGGGCCGAAAGCCUGGCGGGGCUAGCGCCGGCGCCGGCUGGCUGGCCACCGUCCGGAAGGUCUUCAAUCCCUCCAAGGACCUGCGCCACGCCAAGAAGAGGGGAGGUGACGUCGAGGCCUCCACCGCGGCCGGCGUGGAGGCGGCAGAGAUAGUCUCCAUCGAUCACUUCCCGGCGGCCGAGACGUCGUCAGAGGUGACGAAUGAGGGCAGCGGCGCAGUGGUGUGGAGGGAGCUGGAGGACCGCGGAGAAGUGGCGGGCGCCCGGAGGGACCGCCGAGGCAUGGCAGCAGUGACGGCGGUGUCGAGGGCGGUGAUGAUUGCCGCGGCACGCGGGAGGGCCUGCAGCAGGGAGGAGCGAGCCGCCGUGCGCAUCCAGGCGUUCUACCGGGGAUACUUGGCGAGGCGAGCCCUGCGCGCCCUGCGCGGGCUGGUGCGGCUGCAGGCGCUGGUGCGCGGCCACAAGGUGCGGCGUCAGGUCCACCUCACAAUGCGCCGCAUGCAAGCGCUCGUCCGCGCGCAGGCCCGUGUCCGCGCGCGGUGCCUCACCUCCCCCGUCGGCAGGCGCGCCGGCCGGCCCGAUGCCCAGCGCCGUCCCAGCUUUCUCGUCCCCAGGCACGGGCUCGCUCAGCACCAUGGUGGCAAGCGCUCUUUUGGACACGACCGCGUCGGAUUAAACGAAGCUGACCUAUUGCACUUGCAAGACCACGAGACGCCGAUACAGGUGCAGGCUCCUCAACGGCGCAGGAACGUGGGCCCUUUUCUGAACGAAACGCGGGACGCCGUCCGGGCCGAUGGCAUGUUGCGCCGGCACGACAUGACGGCGGCGGCGGCUUGGGGGGAGAGUGCCCCUACUUAUGAAUACGGAUUCCAGCAUCAGCGGCAGCUUGACGAGUUGGAAGAGAACGUUGAGCCCAACGCCGGCUGGCACUGGCAGCAGCGCUGUAACGCCGGCGUGCAGAGGCAGCAGCACGUCGCCGAGCAGGCCAACCAGCACGCCGUGGCUGAGACGUCCUACAUGACGGCGGCCACAACCGAUGGCAUCUCCGAGAACACCGUCGAGAUGGAGGCCUCCAGGAAGAGCCCCGCGAGGGACCUCUACCUUGUCCGUCCUCCGGCAAUCCCAGGGUACAUGGCGGCGACGCAGUCGGCGCGCGCCAAGGCCCGCAUGGCACCGCCGGCUGCUCCAAGGGCGAACGUCCGGAGCAGGUCUGGAACGGUGGCGCCCAAUGGGUGCACGAAGGUGGGGAGCGUGAGCCACAUCGGUGGCAGCAGUGGGGGUGGCACCCGUGCGCCGCAGCAUAGAGCUUGGCAGAGCCCCGAAUCGAGUUGCAGCGGCGACCGGACACCCCCAGAAUUAGGCGGGCGGAGUAGGAUGGCCUUUGCUUGAGCUUGACAUGGACGUGAUCACGCACAAAUGCUUGGAAUAAUCAGAAGUGGAAACCGUUUUCCUGUUACAUGUUUACCAAUGUAUUGCGAGGUCCUUAUAACUAAUUGAUGUCUACUUGUUGGAUUUACAGGUCAGUUCUACUCUUGUAUAGUGUAAUCGGCAUCAGUUCGGCACAAGGCUCAGGGAAAGUUACUUAGUUGUUUAUCGCCUACCUUUAUAAAUGAACUGUAAUGCUCCAUACUUGAUCAUGAUUUGAUAAUUAAUAAUUAAAAUUUUAUUAUAAUUGCAGUA
Molecule: messenger RNA, 1836 nt
Organism: Phragmites australis (common reed)
Lineage: Eukaryota; Viridiplantae; Streptophyta; Magnoliopsida; Poales; Poaceae
Product: protein IQ-DOMAIN 21-like
Exons: 4
Coding region: 157-1545 (462 amino acids)
Molecular function (GO): protein binding
Source: RefSeq, a predicted model, not a curated record